AUGGCCAUCGGCGUUCGCAUCGCCAACAAGCUCACCGAAGACACCGAAAAGAGGGCAGCAUUGCUGAGUUGCUGUGGGGAGGAGACCUUCUCCCUGACAGCUACCCUCGUAAAGCCGCUUAGGCCGCCGAACGCGGACUAUGAGCCCAUUGUAGAAGCUGUGAAGAAUCACAUCAAUCCGAAGCCCUCCGAGCUGUACUCGAGGUAUGUGUUCUCCAAACGAGAUCAGCACGACGGUGAGAGUGUCGCUGACUACGUUACAGCCUUACGCAAGCUAUCCGAGAGCUGCGGUUUCAGCGACAAGCAGCUCCCGCUUGACACAAUGCUCAGCGACCGAUUAGUUUUCGGAAUUUCCGACAGCACAGUGCAGCAGCGCCUGUUGGCCGAGAAGAACCUGGCCUUUACGACAGCCUACGACCUGGCAGUCACAGCCGAGUCUGCUGCAAAACAUCAAAGAGGUUUACCACAGGUUGCGGCCUACCUCAACGACAUUCUGGUGGCAAGCGAAACUGUCGAGGAACAUCACAAGGUCCUGAUGGAAGUUUUCGACCGACUUUCGAAGGCCCAACUCUGUGUUCAAGGCGCCAAGUGCCAGUUUUUCAAAGAGAGCCUGGAUUAUUUGGGACACCGGAUAGAUGGAAGGGGCAUCUAUCCGUCGAAAAGCAAGGUCGACGCCAUUCAUGAAGCACCUACACCACAGAACAAAAAGGAGCUUCAAGCCUUUCUAG
This is a messenger RNA of Dermacentor silvarum, 727 nucleotides long. RefSeq lists its product as uncharacterized. NCBI's taxonomy places the organism in Eukaryota, Metazoa, Arthropoda, Arachnida, Ixodida, Ixodidae. The annotation marks the transcript as partial. The record is from RefSeq and is a predicted model, not a curated record. The transcript has 3 exons.